AUGGACUUAGAGAUGGCAUCCUGGAAGUCCACAGGCACUUACAUCUACGAGGUUCCCCCACCUGGGGUGAACAUCGUCAAUGGCAUGUGGAUCUUUACAGUGAAACGGCCGCCGAGUUCUCCGCCUGUCUUCAAGGCGUGUUACGUUGUACAAGGCUUUAGUCAGCGACAGGGAGUUGACUUCUUCCAGACCUUCUCCCCUACACCGAAGAUGACCACUCUUCGGGUUCUGCUGCACGUCGCUGCUCAGCGUGACUACGAGCUUCACUCUCUUGACUUCAGCACUGCUUUCCUACAGGGCAGCCUGCACGAGGAGAUCUGGCUGCGCCGCCCACCCCGCUUCACCGGGUCUUUUCCUGCAGGUUCCCAGUGGAGCCUCCGGCGGCCAGUCUAUAGUCUCCACCUGGCGCCUCGUGAGUGGCACGACACACUGCGGAGGACACUUGCGGCUCUUGGGUUUGCUCCUGUGACUGCUGACCCGUCGCUGUUUCUCCUCACCGACACUUCGCUACCGCCAUUCUACAUCUUCGUGUACGUUGAUGACUUGGUCUUCGCCACUGCUGACAUUGAGAGACUCGCCCACGUGAAGUCAGAGCUGCAGAAGAGACACACAUGCACAGACCUGGCUCCACCUUCGGACGAGUCCGUAGAGCCGAGUGGCCCGUAUCCAGAGCUUGUGGGCUGCCUCAUGUACCUGAUGACCUGCACUCAACCUGACCUCGCCUACCCUCUUAGCAUCCUGGCACGCUACGUUGCGUCCGGGAGACACUGA
Messenger RNA from Closterium sp. NIES-65, 771 nucleotides. The record is from the annotation of a GenBank genome assembly. Lineage: Eukaryota; Viridiplantae; Streptophyta; Zygnematophyceae; Desmidiales; Closteriaceae.